ACAGAUAUCCAAAACAAACAAGACUAAGAAACCCCAUCGACAAAUCAACACAUACAAAAAAAGGUUGGGCAUGUUGGGCUGGUCUGAAAAGCCCAAAAUAGCCCAGGUUCACCCUAGUUCCCACACCUUCCCUCAUUCAAUGCCACCUUGUUUGUUUCCGUUGAGCCUCCAAACCCCAAAAGCCUCGGUGAAGAUGUCACACAGCUUGAGGUCCCUCAGAAGGCUCUUCACUCUCCGCCCCAAACCUUCCUCCUCCGUCAUCUCCACGCGCCGCCACGUCUCCACGGAGACACGCUCCCAGAAGCUGGAGCGCAUCGCCGACGAUCUCCUCCUCCUCGACAGGCUCGAGCGCCACGACUUCUCCGUCCUCUGGAGGCUCAAAUUGGGCCUCGACCGAUUCGCUGGCCCAGCCGCGGAUCUCGGCCCAGUUGGCCCAGCAUCAGGUGCUGGUGGUGCGGGGCCGGAUGCUAGUGCGGGAGCGGCGGCAGAGGAGAAGACAGUGUUCGAUAUAAAGCUGGAGAAAUACGACGCCGCAUCGAAGAUAAAGAUCAUAAAGGAAGUUAGGGCUUUCACCGAUUUGGGGCUUAAGGAAGCAAAGGAUUUGGUCGAGAAGGUUCCUUGCGUCUUGAAGAAGGGUCUCACAAAGGACGAAGCUGAUCCCAUUCUCCAGAAGCUCAAAGAUUUGGGUGCCACUGUUGUAUUGGAUUGAUUCCCGAUUCUUUUUUUUUUUUUGGUUGUAGAAUCAUUGCUUCAUUUUCAUUGAAAUGUGAUGAUAAUGUGUUUUUUAGUUCUCAAAUACAAAAGUUAUAUGAACAUAAUAAGGACUUAGAAUGAUUAUGAAUAA
Arachis duranensis is the source of this 844-nucleotide messenger RNA. RefSeq lists its product as uncharacterized. Bases 71 to 709 code for a protein of 212 amino acids. Gene Ontology annotation, cellular component: ribosome. Gene Ontology annotation, biological process: translation. Lineage: Eukaryota; Viridiplantae; Streptophyta; Magnoliopsida; Fabales; Fabaceae. The record is from RefSeq and is a predicted model, not a curated record. Gene Ontology annotation, molecular function: structural constituent of ribosome. The transcript has a single exon.